Molecule: messenger RNA, 1822 nt
Organism: Physella acuta
Lineage: Eukaryota; Metazoa; Mollusca; Gastropoda; Physidae
Product: putative peptidyl-tRNA hydrolase 2
Cellular component (GO): cytosol
Molecular function (GO): protein binding; peptidyl-tRNA hydrolase activity
Source: RefSeq, a predicted model, not a curated record
AGUAAACAUGGUAGCCUCCAUGGUUGUUGUAAGAUCUGUGUUUAGACGUCUAGUUCAUUCCAGAUUAUUUUAUUAAAGGAUUUAUCAACAAUUGCUUAAACUUUUGUCCAGAAGUGAUUAACCAGCUACUAAAGUGAUUGGUCGACAAAGUUUGAAAACUUUCUCCCAGUGUUUUCUUCUCAAGGCAGCACCAUGUCUGCUGAUAGGGAGGAAUCUUCUAACCAGAACUCAAACCAGCCACUCUUUCAGCCAAAUGAGGAAGCUGUUUCUCAAAUCAUGAGCCUGGGAUUCUCUCGGAAUGCAGCCAUUAGAGCCCUCUUCUACACAGGGAACCUUACAGCAGACCAGGCAGCAGAUUGGAUACUAGAGAAUACUGACAAAAAUCUUGACACACCACUAGAGGCAGAUCUCCAAGGCACAAGUGAUAGCAGUGACGAGGACGACUUCCUAACCUCUGAUACAUUCAAGAUGGUGUUUGUUGUGAACAGUGAACUUAACAUGGGCGUGGGUAAGGUGGCGGCUCAAGUGGCGCAUGCAGCCCUCAAUUUGUUCCGGAACAUGAUGGAAGACGAGCUCAAAGCAGAGAUGUUGAUGGCCUGGGGUCAUCUAGGGGAAACAAAAAUAGUUCUGCGAGGGGAGAGCACUCUACAGCUGGAGACUCUGGCAGCACAGGCCGCUGUCCUGCAGCUGGACCACUUCCUGGUCCAGGACGCUGGCCACACCCAGGUGGCCUCUGGCUCCAGGACGGUGCUCGGUCUGUUUGGUAAAGUAGAGGAUGUCAACAGGGUGACAGGGAAUCUCAAGCUGUUGUAAAAAUGUUGUGUUUGUUUAGGUGCCACUCUGUUGUGGGGUACCAUUAGCCACUGUCAGUGGUUUAUGACCAAUAAGUUUAAUUAUGGUGAUUAAAGCUAAAUUUAGAGGUAGCAUUCUACACUGUCAGUAAUGUUAGAGGGUUAGGUUUAUGGUUAAUAAGUUCAAUAAAGGUAAUUUAAGCUAACUUGAGAGUUACUGCUAGCCACUGUCAGUGAUGUUAUGUAGAGGGUUAGGUUUAUGAUCAAUAAUUUUAAUUAUGGUAAUUUCAGCUAAAUUUAGAGGUAGCAUUAGCCAAUGUAAGUGAUGUUCGAGGGUUAGGUUUAUGGAUAAUAAGUUUAAUAAAGGUGAUUUUAAGUUAAAGCAUUUGGAGUAAGGCUAAUUCUAUUUUUCUACUGGAUGUUUGUUCAGUCGUAUUAUUUUAUGUAGUUAGAUCAUUAGAAAUAAUUAUUUUUUAAGCUAAAUGAUUUGGUUAUUGAAAUUUUUCAGUGAAGGCAUUUAUAGGCUUAUGGUUAUUGAUAUGAUUGAGUCUACUGGUACCCCAUAAUGGAAGAGUUCUUUUUAAUUUCAUCUGGUUGAAUUUAGCCCUUGUCUUUUUAUGGAGUCAGAGGAGACGCCACAGUAAAAUUUUAUUCAAUGUUCUAUAGUCAUAUAUUUUUAGCUUGGUUAGUGAAUUAUGCCUGAAGUAAUUUUUUUAUAAGUGAGCAGGGAGAGUUCUGUCCCCUUUGUAAUAUAUUUUUAAAAAUUUGAAUCAUUUCAUACAAUGUUUAGGAAAAAAUUGUCUCUUAAAAAUACCUAUUUAUAGUUUCUCCAUAAACUGUAUUGUUAUACUUUUUGUCAAGACAUCCAUUUGCAUUUAACAAUUAUAAAUAUUUAUAUCUUGUCAGUAAGGUGAGUGGUGAUGCAGAUGUGUCUAAUAUCUCUUUUCGUCAGUUAAAUUACUAAAACAAUGUUUUCUUGGCAUUUUUACUGCAGGUCUUAGAGUUUGAAUCCCAGUUAGAAUUAUGUUCAU